AUGAUCACGGGGGAGAUACCAAAGCCAAUUGGAAAACUCAACAAGCUGCAAAGAGUUAAUCUUUAUAACAACAAGUUAUAUGGACCACUUUCAGAGAAUUUAGGAUAUUCAUUUCCAAUGUUAGAAACUCUUCACAUUACGGAUAACAUGUUAGAAGGCAUAGUGACGGAAAAUCACUUUGUUAAUCUCACCAUGUUGGGGUAUUUACAAGCAUCUGAAAAUAGAUUAACGUUGAAUAUCUUUCCAAUAACAACCUCUGGUGUGAUUCCUUGGUGUCUUAAAAAUCUCAUUGCAAUGAUCAGUGAAGAGGCAAUUCAAGAUGGAGAAUUUGAAAUAGGUUAUUCACCUUAUGCAUGGGGAUUUGGUGAAAGUGCUAUAGUGACGACCAAAGGGCAAGAGUAUGAGUAUUACACAAUCAUUCUAACGUUAUUUGUUGGCAUGGAUCUUUCAAGUAACAAUUUUUCUGGGGACAUUCCAAUUGAAUUGGCCAGAAACAACUUAACAAGAAAUAUCCCCAUGGAAAUGGGAAACAUGAGAUUCUUAGAAUCUCUUGAUCUUUCGAGAAAUCAACUUUCAGGAAAAAUUUCCUCUAGUUUCUCAAGUCUGUGCACUCUAGAAGUUUUGGACUUGUCAUAUAACAACCUAUCUGGGAAGAUACCUUCAGGUACUCAACUUCAAGAUUUUAAUGCUUCAUGCUACAUCGGUAACAACCUCUGUGGCCCUCCACUCUUACAAAGUUGUAGUGUUGAUGAGGGCAAAAUUCCAAAAAAUGAAAAUAAAGGAGAUGAUAGUUCUGAAGUAGUGGAUUGGUUUUAUGUUAGCAUGGCUAUAGGAUUUGCAGUGAGCUUUUGGGCGUUCUGUGGUUCUUUGCUUCUUGUGAGACCUUGGAGGAUUGUUUAUUUUCAAUUUUUAGAUGACAAGUUGAAGUCUGUUGGGCACAUGCUCUGA
Molecule: messenger RNA, 948 nt
Organism: Ipomoea nil (Japanese morning glory)
Lineage: Eukaryota; Viridiplantae; Streptophyta; Magnoliopsida; Solanales; Convolvulaceae
Product: LRR receptor-like serine/threonine-protein kinase FLS2
Exons: 2
Coding region: 1-948 (315 amino acids)
Molecular function (GO): protein binding
Source: RefSeq, a predicted model, not a curated record